AUGCCGUCCCUGCUCGAUGCCUUGCGUGAGGCCAGCCAAGUCGACUGCGACACCCUCGACUCCCAAGUGGCCGAGAGGCUGGGCCCCUUUGUCGACUGCACGUCAAACCAGGCCAUUGCAUUCUUUGAGCUGUCGAGGCCCGUUUCCGGCGAUUCCCGCCUCCAUCACGCGGAGCUGAUCAAGUCCGCCAUCAGCGAAGCAAACGGCCCGUUGCAACGGCUGCAAGGCCUCCUUUCCCUGGAGGCGUUUGCCGUCGAGGUUUUGAUGGUUAAGCUGCAGCUGCGGAUCGCGCCAAAUGUGACGGGCCGCCUUCAUGUGCAGACGAACCCCAAGUUUUCCUACUCAACCGCGGCAUCGGUGGAAAAUGCAGAGAGAAUCUUGGCCAUCUUUGGCGCUCUGGCACCCGACCUCGACCCUCGGAAAGUGUGCAUCAAGAUCCCGGCUACCUGGGAGGGUCUCCAGGCGUGUCGAGCCGUCGAGGCAAAGGGCAUCGCUACGCUGGCCACGACCAUGUUUUGCAUGGAGCAGGCGGUCCUGGCUGCUGAUGCAGGAUGCACCUACAUCGCGCCCUACGUCAACGAGCUCAAGGUGCACUUUGAACAUGGCUUCGUCGACGACCACAAGGCGUUUGACCUCUGCCGCGAGGCUCAGACAUACUUCCGCGACAACGCACACCGCACCCGUGUGGUGGCGGCGUCACUGACGUCGGUGGACGAGGUCAUGCAGCUGGCAGGCCUCGACCACAUCACCGUCUCCCCGGGCUUGCUGCACAAACUUGCCGCGAGGGACGCUUCCUCUUGGAGCGGUUCUCCGGGGGCAUACGUGGCCGCUGACCCGGACAAGCCAAGGGCCCAGUAUCGGGAGCUUGUGGCAAACGAGGCGGCGUGGAGGCUCGCCUUUACCCGGAGCGGUUUCGGCACCAGCGAGGGCAAGAUGGUGCAGGUCAUCAACUACUUUGCCGACUUUGACGAGAAGCUCGAGGCUCUAGUGAAGCAGCUCUCAGAACCAGACGAUGCCAUUUGA
Messenger RNA from Hirsutella rhossiliensis, 1023 nucleotides. Its product is annotated as transaldolase/Fructose-6-phosphate aldolase domain-containing protein. Bases 1 to 1023 code for a protein of 340 amino acids. NCBI's taxonomy places the organism in Eukaryota, Fungi, Ascomycota, Sordariomycetes, Hypocreales, Ophiocordycipitaceae. The transcript has 6 exons. Gene Ontology annotation, cellular component: intracellular anatomical structure. Gene Ontology annotation, molecular function: transaldolase activity. The record is from RefSeq and is a predicted model, not a curated record. Gene Ontology annotation, biological process: carbohydrate metabolic process; pentose-phosphate shunt, non-oxidative branch.